UACUGCGAUCUCUUCUCUGACCCUAAGCUGUUUGCUUGGGACAAUAUCGAGAGGAACAGGAGGAUAGGCGCGCCUUUACUGCUACUUCUCGGUGCAUGCAUGGGAGGUCUCUGGGCACACAGCGGUGUCGGUCUUGCAGGCGCCCUAUGGACUGCGGUUGGGCUCAAGACAUUGAUCGUAAUCACUUGGAUAUUCUGGACGGGAGAGAAGGAUGAGGAGUAGAUGGUGGAGGUUUCGGCGAUGGCGCGGUUGCAAGGUGUGGAAAUAUUUCGCCUUCACUUGACCUGCCCGCAGCUAGACACCACUAUCUUCAUUGCAUCUUCAACUAUUUCCAACAUUCAUUUCCAACCCACUGAAAUCCUCCCCGCUUGCCUAGAAGUCAUUCGCUUGCAAUGACCACCGAUGACCACGAGUUCUCAUACAGCACGGGCCGCGCUCUCACGAGCUUUCAUUUGUUCUCCAAAUUACCUGGCAACCUCCGCGCUCUCGUUCUUUCGCACGCUGUACCUACCCCGCGCACGCGCUUCAUCGAGCUCUACGGCUUUACGUCACCUAGCUACAACCCACGUGUCAGGUGUGUUCCUCGGCUGCCUCCGCUCUUCGUCGUCUCGCGUGAAACCCGCAACUUCAGCAUCGUCCACGAAAAUGGUACGCUUGUCCACCUCUUCGCCAUUUCCAAAGCACAAAAUAUGUUCUACAUCAACUUCGAACGCGACAUCAUCUUCUUGUCAUCGCGCUUCACCCCUUCCGGAAACUCCACGGAAACGUCCCGGCUGCGAGAACUGAGCUCGCUGCAAAAUCCUAUUUUCCUCUCUCAAGGGCGCAAGAUCAUCGUGACUCAGUCGAGCCUCGAUGAUUUUGAGUCUGUCGGUGGUACUCUAUUGGAUUUUGUCGGGUCAGAGAAGCUGUACGUCGCCAUGUACCAUUGUUGGAGCGACAAGGCUGUGAGGACGAGGCUGAGGCAAGGAAGACCGGUGGAUGGGUACGUGAAGUUCAAGAUCGCGGCUGAGAUGAGGGUUGCGGAGAGCGACGAGACGAAGGAUGGAAGACAAUAGUGCUGAGGAGCAUGAGGUGAGAACCUUGGGAAGGGCAAAGAGAAGGGUUGUUGAGUGCGAGUUGCGUCUCGACAGGUAGGCUUGGAUAGGAUCGGA
Didymella exigua CBS 183.55 is the source of this 1151-nucleotide messenger RNA. RefSeq lists its product as uncharacterized. Bases 393 to 1055 code for a protein of 220 amino acids. The transcript has a single exon. Lineage: Eukaryota; Fungi; Ascomycota; Dothideomycetes; Pleosporales; Didymellaceae. The record is from RefSeq and is a predicted model, not a curated record.